AUGUAUGUUGUCAGCAUUAUUAGCAGGUACAUGGACAAUCCUAAAAAAUAUCAUCUCCUAGCAGCUAAGCGUAUUCUGAGGUAUUUGCAAGGCACAAUCAGCCAUGGUUUGUUGUACAAAAGGAAAGAAAGUUCACUAUUGAUGGGGUUUACGGAUAGUGAUUAUGUAGGAGAUCGAGAUGAUAGGAAAAGUAAUAGUGGUUUCCUAUUUAUGUGGGGAUCAAAUGCGGUUUCAUGGUCAUCUAAAAAGCAGCCUAUAGUAACUUUAUCCAUCAUAGAACAAAAGUUUGUUACUGCAACAUCAUGUGCAUGUCAAGCUAUCUGGCUUAGGAAGCUACUGGAGGAAGUUCACUACAGGCAAGCUUAUGCUACUCCCAUAUAUUCUGACAAUUGUUCAGCCAUCAAAUUGUCCGAAAAUCCAGUGUUCCAUGGAGAAUCAAGCAAAUAG
Solanum dulcamara is the source of this 447-nucleotide messenger RNA. RefSeq names its product secreted RxLR effector protein 161-like. The transcript has a single exon. Lineage: Eukaryota; Viridiplantae; Streptophyta; Magnoliopsida; Solanales; Solanaceae. The record is from RefSeq and is a predicted model, not a curated record. The coding region runs from base 1 to 447 and encodes 148 amino acids.